Molecule: messenger RNA, 1086 nt
Organism: Dreissena polymorpha
Lineage: Eukaryota; Metazoa; Mollusca; Bivalvia; Myida; Dreissenidae
Product: bone morphogenetic protein 7-like
Exons: 3
Coding region: 372-1043 (223 amino acids)
Biological process (GO): SMAD protein signal transduction
Cellular component (GO): extracellular region
Molecular function (GO): cytokine activity
Source: RefSeq, a predicted model, not a curated record
UAUUGCGUCGUCUAAAAAUAGAUCACACAGGUAAAUACGUUAUUUAGCCCACGGACAAGUUAAGUGCUCAGGUUUUCUUUGUGUAUGUUUAACAUUCCUUCUAUACAGCGAACGCUUUGUCAGACGGUUCAUUAUACAAGUUUAAAAGCUGAAAACAUUUAGCAGGUGUUUUAUUGAUUUGCAAGUGAACGAAAUUUAGGGAUAUUUAUCUCGUUAUAGACCAGUGAUCAAUCAAAGAUUAUGUGACGAUUUCGAGUUUUAGACGUUAUUUGGAUUAUUUAAUCAGAGAUAAACAGUGUGCUAUAUAUGAGCAUGAUUCAUAUAUAAGACAUUAGACCCCAAAUAAAGUCGCGACAUUCUGAGUGUUUAACAUGGAUCUACCAAAAUUCCUGUGUUGUUUGGGUCUUUUCCUCGAAACAUAUCAACUGGUCUUCUGCUCCGAGUUUUUCGCGGACAAUCGUUUACAGCAGACGAUGAUUGUUGACCACCACAACAAACGCAAACAGGCAGAAAUGCAGCACGAAAUUUUGACGUUACUCGGCCUACACCAACGUCCGAACAUCGUGAAACACGAAUACGAAAAUUCGGCACCAAAGUUCAUGAUUACCCUGUAUAAUUCGCUGCUUAACGAAGACGGAGAAACAGUAACAGACGACAUAGAGUUCCACAGUAGAGUCAACCUUACAUUGGGAAAAGCCAUAGAACACAUAAAUGGAACUGACGUCAUACGUAGUUUUAUUAACCACGCAAGCAAGAUACCCCACUUGCGUCACGACCGGGACAUCACUUUCUACUUUGACACGACUGACGUCGCCAUGUCGGAGCUCGUCAUGGGGGCCGAGUUCCGGUUGUAUAAGGAGGGCCGGAAGUCCCGAGAUGCCGACUGUAGGAUCGAGAUCUUUCGAAUAGCACAGGGACAUGAUCUUGAGCUUAGGAGUGAAGAGAGAGAAGAGCCCAUUGUACAAGUUGGGGGAGAAGCACUAUGGUCGCCUGUCCAUGCCAGCAACGGUUUCAGAUGGCGACGAAGACAUGACAACUCUUGAUGAGGAAGACAUAGAGGUGGCCUCCUCCACUAUGUCCCUAAAA